Messenger RNA from Balaenoptera acutorostrata (minke whale), 6264 nucleotides. It is a transcript of the gene KPNA3, whose product is annotated as karyopherin subunit alpha 3. The record is from RefSeq and is a predicted model, not a curated record. Gene Ontology annotation, molecular function: protein binding; nuclear import signal receptor activity. Lineage: Eukaryota; Metazoa; Chordata; Mammalia; Artiodactyla; Balaenopteridae. The transcript has 20 exons. Gene Ontology annotation, cellular component: nucleoplasm; cytoplasm; nucleus. The coding region runs from base 2316 to 3809 and encodes 497 amino acids. Gene Ontology annotation, biological process: NLS-bearing protein import into nucleus.
AAUAAAUAUAACUGUGGGUUUGAUUAACAGUAUUAAAUGGAAAUACGUAUAUAGAUAUUUAAAAGGGAAUCUUUCUUAAGAUAAAAUAUUUGUUUUGAUAGAUAUACAGAGUUGGGUAGGGGUUUUUGUCGUGCUGAAGUGUAGACCUCAUUAACUAUUUUAAGUCUGCAGUCCAAUAAUUUUGUGUCUCAGUGUCUUUUUUAUAUAGAGUAUAACAAGGUGACAAAUUUAUGUUAUUGGCAACUUCAUUUCUGGCGAUUUAUUUACUAUAAAAUGUACCACUUUUCUUAAAAUUUAAAUUGCUUAUUUUGUUUGUAUGUCAUUGCUUUUGAUUUUCUUUGUGAAAGGAGAUAAGUGUCGUAGCUGUCAGAGUAUUUUGUUGAAGACCAUCAUGCUGUGUUACUUCAAUACCUGAGUAAGUAGUGGUUGAUUGGUGAUAUAGUGUACACAGCAGACAUUUAGAAUAGUAUCAUGCUUUCAACUUAAGUGGAAAUGAGAUUAUUCUUUUAAGGACUUUUAUUUAAAUGUGCAUUUUUCUGUAAGGAAUAAUAAAAUAUUAGUAAUUAAGGACUAUUCAGUACUAUAUUAAAUACAUGUUCUUCCUGUUAAUUAUAGAGUAAUUCACUUCACCCUUGAUUAUUUCAGAAGUUUGGAGAUAAGUGAAUUCUCUCCAUAACCCUGAGCCUUUGCCUAGUUUUCAGGAAGAAUCCCUGACCUUUAGAUAACACCCUACUAAGCUGAACAAAUCACUUUCUAUAUCUGGUACAGUCUCCCUUCCAGAUGGGCAUGCAAAGGAUGCGUGCGUUUCACUCCUUUACCAACGCGGAGCAGUAUGUUGUACUAGAAAAACAGGGCUUUAGAACUGAAGGAGAUCUGAAUUGUGGUUUUGCCACCUGAUCCCAUUAUCUCUUCAGGCAAGUUCCUCAGUCUUUCUGAGCGCAGGUUCCCCAUUUAUAAAAGGGAUAAUCAUACCCUUGAUAAGAUUCUGUAACUCGUUAAAUAAUAUUACAUACGUAAAACGCCUUCAUCAUCGUAGGCAAUUAAUGAACGUAGCUUCUUUGUUGACUGCUCAGUGGUUUUCAUAGUGUGGCCUUCAGACCGUCAGCCUCGGCCUCACUUGAGAACUUGUUAGAAAUGGACACUCAGGCCCCACCCCCGACCCACUGAAUCAGAAACUGCUGGGGAUAGCACCCAGGAAUCUGUUUGAACAAGCUCUUCGGGUGAUUCUGAUCCACGUGAAAGACUGAGAACCACUGCUCAGGAGAGAAUCCUUUGAGAAUGAUUGCCUACUCUAAAUUUUCUAAGGAUUUAAGACUAUUUUUGACCCAUAGACAAAAGAAUCCUGCACAAUAUUUAUUUAUUGUUCAUUUGAUAGACACAAACGUGACAAUGUGUUUUGACAUCAUAGAUAUACCUGAGUAACAUCUAUUUACAUACAUCCCAAAUUUACCUCUGUAGAUACAUAGAAUUGAACUAACUUUAUAUUGUUUAUGCAUUUUUAUCUGACUUUCUGGCCUAGUAGUUUUAAUUCAUAAAGAAUAUGCUUACUUCGGAAAGAGAAUUAAUAUAACUACUGUUUGCUCUCUUUAUAAUGUUACCUACCUCAUUUAUUUUUUUAAAAGCCAAACUUUAUUUUUUAAUCAUCAUAUUCUUUUCUCAAGACUAUCUUUGCUACCUCUAAUCAUACAGAAUAGGUACAAUACUAAAAAUGGUACAUGAGUUAUGUCCAUGGCAACAGUUUGAUGAAGUGUAGAUGUGUUUUUAAUUUCUAGGUAUCUAAUUUCUCUUAGGAAAAUUACCUAUAACCUCAGUCUAAUCUUGAGGAAAAUCAUCAGACAAAUUCCAGUAGGGGGGCAUCCUACAAAAUACUUGAGCAGUACUCCGAACUGUCAAGUUCAUCAAAAACAAGGAAAGUCAGAGACACUGUCACACCCCGGGGUGCCUAAGGGAACACGACAAGUCAAUGUAAUGUGCGAACCAGGAACAGAAAAAGGACAUUAGGUAUGGAGAGCAGGAAACUACUGCUGUUGAAAAAGAUAGUGUUACAGUUCCCAAGAGGAGAGGGCACACCUUGCCACACAGGGACUCACAGGUGAGUUGAAGAAGCUCAAGGAAGAAGAGCACCAGUGACCCAGAGAAGGCACACGAGACACAACAGCCUUUCAGUCUGGAAGUCAAGGCUGAGGAGGAACAUUAUCCCAGUCUAUAAAAUCGUGGAAAAGACAAACAGCCUUUGUUGAAGAUGUGCAUGAAGUUGACACAACCCUUCAAGACUGCAGAGGAGACUCCUUGGACAAUCUUCAGAACUGGAGACAAUGCGAAGACACAGAAAUGAAGUGACAGUUGAACUGCGAAAGAACAAAAGAGAUGAACACUUACUGAAAAAAAGAAAUGUUCCCCAAGAAGAAAGUUUAGAAGAUUCAGAUGUUGAUGCUGAUUUUAAAGCACAAAAUGUAACACUAGAAGCUAUAUUGCAGAAUGCCACAAGUGAUAACCCAGUGGUCCAGUUGAGUGCUGUCCAGGCUGCAAGAAAGCUAUUAUCCAGUGACAGAAAUCCACCAAUUGAUGACCUAAUAAAAUCUGGGAUUUUACCAAUUCUAGUGAAAUGUCUAGAAAGGGAUGAUAAUCCUUCAUUACAGUUUGAAGCUGCGUGGGCAUUAACUAAUAUAGCAUCAGGAACUUCUGCACAGACUCAAGCUGUUGUACAGUCUAAUGCCGUACCUCUUUUUCUAAGACUUCUCCAUUCACCACAUCAGAAUGUUUGUGAACAAGCAGUAUGGGCUUUGGGAAACAUUAUAGGUGAUGGUCCUCAAUGUAGAGAUUAUGUCAUAUCACUGGGAGUUGUCAAACCUCUUCUGUCCUUCAUCAAUCCCUCCAUUCCCAUCACCUUCCUUCGGAACGUCACAUGGGUCAUUGUCAAUCUCUGCAGGAAUAAGGAUCCCCCACCGCCUAUGGAGACAGUUCAGGAGAUUUUGCCAGCAUUAUGUGUCCUCAUAUACCAUACGGACAUAAACAUUCUUGUGGAUACUGUUUGGGCACUGUCAUACCUGACAGAUGGAGGUAAUGAGCAGAUACAGAUGGUUAUUGAUUCAGGGGUUGUGCCAUUUCUUGUGCCCCUUCUGAGCCACCAGGAAGUGAAAGUUCAAACAGCAGCACUCAGAGCGGUUGGCAACAUAGUGACAGGUACCGACGAGCAGACCCAAGUUGUUCUCAACUGCGAUGUCCUGUCACACUUCCCAAAUCUCUUAUCACACCCAAAAGAGAAGAUAAAUAAGGAAGCAGUGUGGUUCCUUUCCAACAUUACAGCAGGCAACCAGCAACAAGUUCAAGCUGUAAUAGAUGCUGGAUUAAUCCCUAUGAUUAUUCAUCAACUUGCCAAGGGGGACUUUGGAACACAAAAAGAAGCUGCUUGGGCAAUUAGCAACUUAACAAUAAGUGGCAGAAAAGAUCAAGUUGAGUACCUUGUACAGCAGAAUGUAAUACCACCAUUCUGUAAUUUACUGUCAGUAAAAGAUUCUCAAGUUGUUCAGGUGGUUCUAGAUGGUCUGAAAAACAUUCUGAUAAUGGCUGGUGAUGAAGCAAGCACAAUAGCUGAAAUAAUAGAAGAAUGCGGAGGUUUGGAGAAAAUUGAAGUUUUACAGCAGCAUGAAAAUGAAGACAUAUAUAAAUUAGCAUUUGAAAUCAUAGAUCAGUAUUUCUCUGGUGAUGAUAUUGAUGAAGAUCCUAGCCUCAUUCCUGAAGCAACACAAGGAGGUACUUACAACUUUGACCCAACAGCCAACCUUCAAACAAAAGAAUUUAAUUUUUAAGUUCAAUUGAGUGCAGCAUCUUUCCCACAUUCAAUAUGAAGCACCACCAGAUGGCUACCAAAUGACAAGAACAACAACUACAAAAGGCUCCAAAACAUACAUGCCUCUUUGUUUUGAUGCUUCUAAAGCAAGCCAUGUCUCAGUCACUUUGCAGUUGCCAAAAGUCACUAUCCACAUGGACUGUAAAUGCAUAUGCAUGAUUUCCUAAACUGUUUUAGAAUUCUCCUUAACAGUCUCAACUACCCUAUUUUUCCCUGUUCCCUGGUGCCACACGCUGACAACCGCAGUCUUCAGUUUAGAAUAUUCUGUAGCGGUGGCAUGUCAGCUGCCCACUUGAUAUUCCUUUGGAAAAUGGUGCGCUAUGGAUCAAGACACUUUGGUAUGACACAUACACAUGUUGGAAGACUUUAAAGAGGUGCAGUCUGAUCUGAGCCUCCAUCAUUGUCCUCCACAAACAUAUUUUCAUACUCUUUAUGUGGAAGAAUAGAUUUUAAAGUACAAGCCAAAUGAUUUUCAUUGGUGGAACUGACACAAACAAAAAGUAACUUAAAAAAAAGAAACUUGGUUAUUGAUUAAACAGAUAAGUUUUAAAAAACUGUACUUCAUCUACCAGUAAUUGAUGUGUUUAUUAUCUGCCUCAGAAGCCAGGGUUGGAGGAAGAACUUUAGCUAUGGAUGGUAAUGCUUUCGCCAUUAUACCUAAUUUUUGAGAACAGCAAGCCCUAUUUGACCACUCACUUCAGCCUGUGUGUUCCUGCUGUUUUGAAGUAAUCAAAUGCUGUGCAUGGUAUUUUACCUGAGCUGCAACCUGUUACGGACUUGAACUUCUGUUUAAGUUGAAAGCAAGAGUCCCUGACUAUAAAGAAAAAAAUAAAUAAAAACAAAAACACAAAAUUCUAAAGUACCCAUUGGUGAUAUUAAAAAAGAAAAUCUUGCUUUCAGCUUUCAGGAGUUAAUAUUUUUCGUUUUAAAUUGAUAAUUGGGUAUGGUUGACUUAUAUUGGGUUUAAACUGUGGAGCUUUCAUGUUUACUGUAAUUUAGUCUUAAAAUAUUUUUUACUUAGUAACCAGUGCUUUUGAUAAUGUGGUUGGCAACAAAACAACAACUAUUUAGAAGUGUCAUAAAACUUCAUUCGUUGAUUAUUGGAAAGUUCAUUCAGAUCCUACUCUAAAAGCAUAUUCACAUAUAAAAAGAUUCAGACAAGGAUCUGCAUAGAGGAAUAAUCUGCAGUUAUUUAACAUAAACCUGAUUUGCAGUGAUCUUUAAGUAAUUCUGCAAAAUCUGGUAUUACUAUGUAAAGUCAUUGCUUUUGGUAAAUUGUCUGACCCAGCUAUUCAUGAAAGAAUUUGAAAUUUUUUAAACUGAAUAAUUUGUGCUGUCACAGGAAUGGUUUUGUUGCUAUUGUUUACUGGGUAUAAUUUCCCAAUGCAUUGAUGUGAAGGGAUAGAAAAUCUAAACUAAUUUAGUUAUCAGAUUGGGGGGGGUUGUGUAUUUACUGUGAUGAAGAUGAGACAGAUGCCAUCAGAGCUUUGUGAAUCAGCGGGGGUGUUUUCACUGAUAAACAACACAUAGCAGGUGUGCGUUCAUUACAAAUAUAUGUAUCUGCCAAGGUGGAGCCACUUUAAAGAGUGAGUUUUGUCUUGUAUCUAAAGUGGAUACAAGAGUAUGUUUAAACUGCAAGAUUUUUACUUGCUAGAGAAUCUGUUUUAAUAUAGUGGUUUGGCCUCUGAUUAUUUAUAGGUUUUAUAAAUUUUAGAAUCAAUUUCUCUUUAAGGUGGCUCAGAUUUUUCAACUCUUGUGCACAUAAAAUUGAGUUGAAGUUCAUUGUGCCUUUUUUUCUUUAUCCAAAUUUUGAGUUAAAGCUUCAUAUGGUAACUGCAUCCUGUUCAGUAGUCUAAAUUUCUGAAACUGUGUGGUGUUCACUAAAAGUAGGAAUAACAAAGUCAAAGCUAAUUAAGGUCACAAACUUCGGUGAAACCCUUGAAGUCCAAAUCUUCUCAAUAUUGUGAAUUGUACCCCUUCCAGUUUACUUUCUUCUGGACUCUCCAUACUUACUGACAGUUACCUUUUAAAUUUUGCACACAUUGAGAUUAAAUUGGGCCUCUACUGUGCCGAUUCCUAUUUCCUCUUGUGUUUUAAGUGCAAACUAACAUAAGUGAACAUUAGCAUCAAGUAGUGCAGACAUAACGUAUGCAUUGGCUUGAUCCAAUUUGUUGUGACCUUAUCAGUUUGGAAAUGGAAAUGCAAAAUUUCGUAGGUAAAGGAAACUAAGUAUAUUGCUGCACUUUUAAGUUUUCAAAACAGUGUUGAAAAAUUGCAUUGUUUUUAUUUUUUUUUAACUCAGUUAAAAAAGACUAAAACAUUCUUUCAAAAGAGGCAUCUAAAUGUGUUCCUAAUUUUGUAUAUGGGCUUAGGUUUUGUAACCAAUAAAAAAGCUGCUAUCAAAUAUGAUAAAA